AUGAAGUCUCACUUUUCGAACCGCAUAAGAACGACUCCUAACGGACUCGUAAUCACAACCGACACCAGAAGCGCUGCAACCCUCUUCAAACCACUGACCAAGCCCGCCCCGCUCUUGCAAAGUUUGGCGGUGGUCCUCACACGCGACGCUGGCAUCCAUCCAAGCGUCGGCCUUCCCCUCGUCUACAUCCCCACCAAGCUCUCUUCGGCGGCGCUGCACCAAAGCUCCGAAUGCUUGAUUUCAUCAACACGGAUUGAGGGCGACGAGUUACGCUUCCCCACAGCCAAAGAGAUUGUCGAAGCCUUAUCCAACCUCCCAUCUCUCACAGAAAUUGCCAUCUUCGCAGGCCACCUCAUCGAUUUCGAAGAAGAAAUCAUCCGGCCCCAUCGUAAAACCACCAUUAACGUACCUCAUCUCACAAUCCUGGAACUCCAGGCUUCAUGCGACGCACUCGUCCUCAUCCUUUCCCACUUCCGUCUUCCACCCUCGCUCAAAAACGUCUCCUUGGUGUGCAUAGAUUCGGACGAACGGGCUAUCAGCGCCGUUUAUGACGCCUUCGAGCCCUCUGGCCUCUGGUCCAUCGUACAGUUACCUUUACCGAAGACAGGGAAGAAGAGCGCACUUGACCUGUUCCCGGGCAACCCACUAGCACCCCCAAUCUCGGGCAAACUUCUUCUCCUGGGGUGCGUGUCCGGCAUAAGCCCCCUCGUCAACUACUACGCCCUAGCCCUCGGGGUGAAGAUCCGGCUUAUCUUCACACCCCCUGAACUCGAUUGGAAUCCAUCCUCCCUCAUAGAGGCGGCGGCCUCCCCCUGGGCCUCGAGAGCGAUCAAGAGCCUCAUGCUGCUUGGCAGCCUUCCCGAGCGAGCAGUCCACUCCGUCUUGCACAUCAGGCCCUUCGCAUCAUUGACACACCUUGCGAUGGUCCGUGGCUUUGACAGGCUCUUCGAGUUCUUUGAGGAGGACCAGGUCACGUUUGAGGACUGGAUCUCGGACUUUGGAGACUCGCCUGAUUGUACGAGCAGUGACUCGGAUUCGGAGAUCGAGUAUGUCAUGCGCUCACAAGAUUGCGACGAUGAAGAGGGCGGUAUACGAAACCCAAACGAGGCGAACGAGGGUGGAAAAGGGAGCGAUAACUGCAGCUCUCGGAAGUCGUUGAACAGUGGGAACACGACAUCAAAAUCGCAAGCCAGUCCUCCAAGGCAGCUGUUGAAUAGUGGGACACAAAAAUGCAGCGAUGGAUGCAAUCGAGAGCCCAUUAAUCAAACUGGGUCCGCCUCGAACAGCGACGGUGGAAUGACCCACAAGCCCGACACUGGAGCUCCAUUGAGCAAAGACGACCCGGAAUCCGAUGAGGAGUACUCUGGGGACGCGGAGGACAACGACGGCGACGGCGACAAAUGCGAGUCAAGACCCAAACUAGAUACUGCGACCUCGUCAAACACCAUCAACGAGCCCCACACCGGCCGCGCAAAUGCACAAUCCACCUCAACAGGGUUAUACACCCACAUCGAUCACGACGACGACGAAGAUUACGAUGAAUUCGACAGUGACAACUCUAUAAUAACUCACGAGCAUAUGUGGCUUCCCAACAUACGGUACUUGCAGAUUGACGUGGAGCCUGGGUCUAGGGAAGCGGAAAGGGUUCACGAGAUCAGGAGGUAUCUGGAGGAUCUUCAGCGACGACGGGCGGCGAUUGAGAGGAAGUUUGAGUUUAGGAUUAACCAGCCGCCUUUCUAUGCGAUGUACAUGGGUGGCAGUGGAGGUGGUUCUAAUGUAUUUCUGUAG
This is a messenger RNA of Coprinopsis cinerea okayama7#130, 1788 nucleotides long. RefSeq lists its product as hypothetical. The transcript is spliced from 2 exons. The record is from RefSeq and is a predicted model, not a curated record. Lineage: Eukaryota; Fungi; Basidiomycota; Agaricomycetes; Agaricales; Psathyrellaceae. Bases 1 to 1788 code for a protein of 595 amino acids.